This is a messenger RNA of Quercus robur (English oak), 975 nucleotides long. RefSeq lists its product as uncharacterized. Bases 1 to 975 code for a protein of 324 amino acids. The transcript has 4 exons. Lineage: Eukaryota; Viridiplantae; Streptophyta; Magnoliopsida; Fagales; Fagaceae. The record is from RefSeq and is a predicted model, not a curated record.
AUGAACCUGCACCACCGGCAUGUCACGGAUUCUAACAUUUGUGACCUGUGUGGAGAGUUUCCUGAGGAUACCGUUCACGCUAUAUGGACAUGCAAGGAGGUAGCCGGUGUUUGGUCGUCCUUGGAUUGGUUCCACCAAUCUGUCCUUGUUCAGCCCGUGAAUUACAGAGAGUUGUUGGCUAGGUUUAUGCCAAGUCAAGAUGAUUACAAAGCUGAGAUUUUUGCCAUAGCUGGGUGGUACGUGUGGAAUAGGCGCAAUGCCAUUCACUUCAACCGAGCAGUCUGGCCUGUGGAUAGCAUUCGCAUGGAGGCUGGUAGCUUUCUUCAGGAGUUUCUUCAAGCACGAGAGGUUGAGCUGAGUCCUCCACGUCCUCAGGUGAUACAAUGGUGGCGACCUCCUAAUCCGUACAUCUACAAGAUCAACUUUGAUGUUGCGGUCUUUCAAACUUCGAACCUGGCAGGUGUGGGAGUGAUUGUUCGUGACAACAGGGGUGAUUCAAUUAGGGCGCUAACCAUGCCUGUUCCUUUCAGCCGUGUAUGUAACUCUGUUGCUGAUGCGUUGGCUAAGAAAGCUAGUUCUGGUGUUGGGCUUCAGUCUGAGGAGUGGGUCAAGGACGCUCGUAAUGAGGCCAGGGCUAAAGCCCUCUCCCGUGCUGAUGUUGAUAAGUCCUUGGGGGCCCUUAAACAAAAACAAGCGGAGCUGUCCGAGAAGCUGAAAGAAGCUGACAAGUCUCGCCUUAGUGCCAAGGCAGGUCUAAAGACCGUGGAGAGGGAUUAUUGCGCCGAGACAUUGGUCGAAGCGCUCAAUCAGGCGGGAGCCCCUGCAGACUCCGAGCUUAGGAAGGCUGAGAAUGUUUUCAUCCCAGAGGACAUCCGGGAGGUCCCAGCAAUGCUCCCUCCUCCUGAGCAGCUAUCCACUGUCCAAGUCCCUCCUUCUGAUGCUGAUAAGGACCCAGUAGGGGCUGGAAAAAGGUAA